AGCAGGAGAGGACUGAUUACCCUGCACGAGGUCCUUUUGUUUUUGUGUACAUUUUAUUAAUUCUAUCUGAAUAAAAUGGCUGCUGAAGUAGUGGACGAUCAUGAGAUGAGGGAGGCACAGAGGGAAUACCUCGACUUUUUGGAUGACGAUCAAGAUCAGGGGAUCUACCAGAGCAAAGUGCGGAACAUGAUCAGCGAAAAUAAAUUCCGUCUCAUCGUCAACAUCAACGACCUGCGCCGCCGCAACGAAGCUCGUGCUGCAAAACUUUUGAACAACUCUUUUGAGGAGCUUCUGGCAUUCCAGCGUGCUCUCAAGGACCUGGUUGCCUCUGUCGAUGGCACCUACGCCAAGCAGUUUGAGGAGUUCUUUAUCGGACUAGAGGGAAGCUUUGGAAGCAAACAUGUCUCUCCUCGCACCCUUACUUCCCGCCUGCUUGGCAGCAUGGUGUGCGUGGAGGGCAUCGUAACCAAAUGCUCGCUUGUGCGCCCUAAAGUAGUACGAAGUGUCCAUUAUUGUCCGGCUACCAAGAAAACCCUGGAGCGAAAGUACACAGAUAUGACCUCACUGGAUGCCUUUCCGUCAAGUGCCAUCUACCCAACCAAGGAUGAAGAGAACAACCCUCUGGAGACGGAGUUUGGCCUGUCCGUCUAUAAGGACCACCAGACCAUUACGGUGCAAGAAAUGCCAGAGAAGGCUCCAGCGGGCCAGCUGCCCCGGUCGGUGGACAUCAUUCUGGACAAUGACUUGGUGGAUGCAGCCAAGCCAGGAGACCGUGUGCAGAUCGUUGGUACAUACCGCUGUCUGCCAGGGAAGAAGGGUGGAUUUACCUCUGGAACCUUCAGGACCAUUAUGAUAGCUUGCCAACUGAAGCAGAUGAGCAAAGAGGUCACCCCCUUUUUUUCUGCCGAUGACGUAGCAAAAAUCAAAAACUUCAGCAAGUCUCGCUCUAAGAACGUAUUUGAGCAGUUGGCUCGCUCGUUGGCUCCCAGCAUCCACGGACACGAGUACAUCAAGAAGGCUAUUCUGUGUAUGCUCCUGGGUGGGGUGGAGAAGGUUCUAGAGAAUGGAUCACGCCUUCGUGGAGACAUCAACGUGCUCCUCAUAGGUGAUCCCUCUGUGGCUAAGUCCCAGCUGCUGCGCUAUGUGCUUCACACAGCCCCCCGUGCCAUACCCACUACAGGCCGAGGCUCAUCAGGUGUUGGUCUCACUGCUGCUGUCACCACUGACCAGGAGACAGGCGAGCGUCGACUGGAGGCAGGGGCCAUGGUGCUGGCAGAUAGAGGUGUGGUCUGCAUUGACGAGUUUGACAAAAUGUCAGACAUGGACCGUACCGCUAUCCACGAAGUGAUGGAGCAGGGCCGUGUCACCAUUGCCAAGGCUGGCAUUCACGCUCGGCUAAAUGCCCGCUGCAGCGUCCUUGCCGCAGCCAACCCUGUUUAUGGCAGAUAUGACCAGUACAAGACCCCCAUGGAGAACAUUGGGCUGCAGGACUCUCUGCUGUCACGUUUCGAUUUGCUUUUUAUUGUGCUGGACCAGAUGGACCCAGAACAGGACCGUGAGAUCUCCGAGCACGUUCUGCGCAUGCACCGCUACCGUGACCCCCGCGAGCCAGAAGGAUCAGCGCUGGCUCUGGGUGGUACAGUAGAUGUGUUGGCCACUGAUGACCCUGAUGCAGUGCAGGAGGAAGAGGAGGAGCUCCAGGUGUAUGAGAAACACAAUCAUCUUCUCCAUGGCAACAGGAAGCAGAGGGACAGAGUGGUAAGCAAAGAGUUCAUGAGAAAGUACAUCCAUGUUGCCAAGGUGAUUUCUCCUGUACUGACACAAGAGGCAGCCAAUCACAUUGCAGAGGAGUACACACGACUACGCAACCAGGACCAGCUUGGCACAGACAUUGCUCGGACCUCUCCUGUGACUGUCAGAACUCUAGAGACUCUGAUCCGUCUGGCCACAGCCCACGCCAAGGCCCGCAUGAGCAAGUCUGUGGAGCUCGAGGACACAGAAGUGGCAGUGGAGCUUGUUCAAUUUGCCUACUUUAAAAAGGUUCUCGAAAAGGAAAAGAAGCGUGCCAGACAAGAGCGGGAUGUUUCUUCUGAAGAUGAGGUAGAGGAGGAGGAAGCUCCGGAUACUCCCCGCCAGCAGAGAAAGAGGAGGCGACGUUCAGCUGAGCGCAGAUCAUCACAGAGCAGUGAAACCUAUGACCCAUAUGACUUCACUACUGAGACAGAUGUACCUGAGAUUCAGUCACCUGCUCCUGCAAUGCCUAGUGAAGAAGCCAUGGACGAGUCAGAGCAAAACGGUCACACCGAACUGUCAGCGGAUAGGCUAAAGGAGUUUAAAGCUGCUCUACUGGAGACUUUCCAUGCCUCUCAUGCUCAGUCAGUGGGCAUGAAUGCUCUGAUGGCGAACAUCAACAAGAGCCGCUCCACUCCGUUCGAUCAGGCCGAGGUCCGAGUCGCUCUGGCACGCAUGCAGGAUGACAACCAGGUCAUGGUAGCUGACGACAUCAUUUUCCUCAUCUAGAGGAACAGACAAAGUUCCGCAGAGGGAAAGAGCAGAAAAAGAAAGCUGCCGAGUCUGAACUUUUAACAGGGCUUAAAGUCUGUCUCAGUUUUUCUUCUUGAACAUGUGUGUCAAGAUUUUUGCUAGUAGGGAAUUUAAAAGCAUAUUUCUUUGCCCUUUUUCUCUUUAAAAAAGUUGCCUACUUUGUUCACAUUUGAUGAUGUUUUAACUAAAAAACUUGGUCUGUUUUAAAUUUGCUUUGUUUUCAUCUGUUAUUUUUUAGUGUUCAUGUAUCAGCAAGCUGUUUUUAAAUGUUUUGAAUGUGUGAAGAAAUUUGUACAUAUUACAUAUUGAUAAAAAGAAAAGCUAUGUUUGUGUCAACAUUCCACUAAAAUAUACAAAAAUUGUCCAGUUUAUAAUUGUUUAUUUAUUCAUUGUCUGUUUUAUCACCGCUUUAUUCUGGUCAGGGACACGGUGGGUCUAAUUUAUUGGGCAAAAGGCAGGAAACACCCUGGACAGGUCACCAGUCAAUUACAGAGCAUACAUACACACACAGGACACUGAGGGAGAACAUGCAAACUCAACACAGAAAGCUGGGGAAUCAAACCCAGGCCCCUAUUUUAAAUACCUUUGCUGUGAUGCGAAUGCGCUACCCAUUGCGCCAUCGUGCCACCCUAUUUUAAAUACCUUUACUGUACACACACUGGCCACUACUUUACCUCAUGUCACUUAAAUUAUUAUGCUGACUGGUCAAUAAUUGACAUUUUUCAUAUAUAUGUAUAUAUCGACUUUUACUCCCAUCAUUACAGUGAACGUAUUACAUUAAACUGUAAUAAAACA
Molecule: messenger RNA, 3339 nt
Organism: Trichomycterus rosablanca
Lineage: Eukaryota; Metazoa; Chordata; Actinopteri; Siluriformes; Trichomycteridae
Gene: mcm3
Product: minichromosome maintenance complex component 3
Exons: 17
Coding region: 76-2520 (814 amino acids)
Biological process (GO): double-strand break repair via break-induced replication; DNA replication; mitotic DNA replication initiation
Cellular component (GO): MCM complex; nucleus
Molecular function (GO): ATP hydrolysis activity; ATP binding; single-stranded DNA helicase activity
Source: RefSeq, a predicted model, not a curated record